Molecule: messenger RNA, 3698 nt
Organism: Oreochromis aureus
Lineage: Eukaryota; Metazoa; Chordata; Actinopteri; Cichliformes; Cichlidae
Gene: dyrk4
Product: dual-specificity tyrosine-(Y)-phosphorylation regulated kinase 4
Exons: 14
Coding region: 459-2333 (624 amino acids)
Biological process (GO): peptidyl-serine phosphorylation; peptidyl-threonine phosphorylation
Cellular component (GO): nucleus
Molecular function (GO): protein serine/threonine kinase activity; ATP binding; protein serine/threonine/tyrosine kinase activity
Source: RefSeq, a predicted model, not a curated record
CGUGCGUUGGUGUAGCCCUCGCUGUACAGCGUCGGUGUUGGAGAGCGCAUCAGUCACACAGCAUGGUGUAGGUGGACGACAGCAAACGGAUAAAAAACCCCAACAAAUCUAUAUCGGGACAGCCCCAGCUGUCAGCGCCAGAAACCUGAACAGGUGGCUCCUCCGGUGUCUUAGCAGAGCGCGUCACGGCACAGAGACCCUCAACAGCUUGUCUCGCGGGCUAAUCUCCUCUCUGACGACAGUGCAUUUACCGUGUGCGCGUAAAACCGGGAGUACGGCAGGUUUGGGUUGUGGGAAUCUGAUCAGUCAUCGGGAUUUUACUCAUCAGUGUUUAUCACGAAGUUGGACUUUUGGAGAGUGCGCCUUGUUUUUGAGGUUGGACGGACAGAGUUGGAUAUAAUGACUUGGAUUUCCUAAUUUCUCCUUUGUUUUUGGAUUGUCAAGGCUGAUAACGCAGCAUGUUGCCAGAAAUAAAUAACAAGACAUCACGACCAGAGGCCUUCCCUCACCCUCACAGGCUCCCAGCAGAAGGCAACCGUAUUGGAACAAAUCGUCCCUGCUCACAGAAGUUUAAUUCCAGUGUGGGGACUCUGCCUCAGCUCGAGCCACCAGUGGUCCAGGUGAUGGUUAGCAAUGCCAAAAACCAGCAGCAGCAGUCAGACAGCAUCUUGCCCCAAAUUGCCAGCAAAGGGGGUCCAAACAACUAUCAGACACAAUCGGACGAGAGGCCAAAGCCCACUCAGCAGUUCACCACACGGUUCGGUACAACAGCUGAUAGAGUCUCAGUGUCUCGCAACAGCAGGAUUUUCAUCAACAAGCUGGAGAAAGAGAAAGCAUACGAGGGUCAAAAGUUACCCAUGUCACCUUUAGAAGCAUUGAAGAACUUCCAGGAUCGCCUGACGGAGUUUGAAAAGGAGGAAAUCAUGGAUUAUUCUGAGAUCUGGUUCCUUGGUUUGGGUUCCCAGAAAAUCGAGGGUUCCCAAGGAGCUCCACAGAACUCAGGAUAUGAUGAUGAACACGGAAGCUACAUCAGGGUGUUGCACGACCACAUUGCCUACAGGUUCGAAGUGCUGGAAGUGAUUGGGAAAGGCUCCUUCGGACAGGUCCUAAAAUGCCUGGAUCACAAGAACAAUGAACUUGUAGCCAUAAAGAUAAUCCGCAAUAAGAAAAGGUUUCAUCACCAGGCUCUCGUGGAGCUGAAGAUCUUGGAUGUGAUAAAGAGGAAAGACAAAGACAACCUCCACAAUGUCAUCCACAUGAAGGAGUACUUCUACUUCCGAAAUCACCUUUGCAUCUCCUUUGAGCUUCUGGGGGUGAACUUGUACGAGCUCAUUAAAAAAAACAACUUCCAGGGCUUCAGCCUCGCCCUUAUCCGGCGUUUCACUCAUGCGCUUCUCAGGUGCCUGCAGAUGCUGCACAGGGAGAAGAUAAUCCACUGUGACCUCAAACCGGAGAACAUCCUUCUCUCUCAAAGAGGGCCAGGCAACAUCAAGGUGGUCGACUUUGGAUCAAGCUGCUAUGAACAACAAAGAGUGUACACAUAUAUCCAGAGUCGCUUCUACCGCUCUCCAGAGGUCAUCCUGGGUCACCCUUACAGCAUGGCCAUCGAUAUGUGGAGUCUGGGCUGCAUCCUAGCUGAGCUUUACACAGGCUAUCCUCUCUUCCCUGGAGAGAGUGAAGUGGAGCAGAUAGCUUGCAUAAUGGAGGUCCUUGGAAUGCCUCCAAAUGAUUUUGUUCAGUCAGCAUCAAGAAGGAGGUUGUUCUUUGACUCUAAAGGAAACCCAAGAAACAUCACUAACAGCAAGGGGAAGAAACGGAGACCCAGUUCCAAAGAGCUUUCAGCUGUGCUGAAAACGAAUGAUGCUGUCUUCUUAGACUUCAUCAAACGCUGCCUCAGCUGGGAUCCAAGUAAGCGCAUGACUCCUGAUGAGGGGUUACAGCAUGAGUGGAUCCUACAAGGAAAUUUCAACAAAGUCCGGACCAGAACCAAGCCUGCAGCCAAGAAGACAUCAGACAGUUCGACCAGCACAGACAAACAAGCUAACAGCCAUCCUGCAGAGAUGGUCAGCUCGGAAAGCAACAGCAGCGACAAGCUGAAGAGAGACAGUUCAGAAACCGGAACAAAGAUGGCUCCCGCAGAGCGUCUGCGUCCCAUUGGGGCCUCGGCAGAAGAGGAGGUGUGUGAAAGUGAAGGCAAGCUGUCCACAGAUACCAAGCGACAGGAAUGUAGUGGAGAAAGGCCCAUACACAUCAUCAUCAAACCUCAAGAGGAAGACGACACAGAGAGGAAAGAUAUUCAGGAGCCAUCUCAGGAUUUGUCACCUGCUGUCUAACAAACAGAGAUAAACAUGCUGCAAUCAUGACAAAUGGGAACAGAGAACAUUCAAAUAACACGACUGAGAAAGCUGAUUUUGAAAACCCUGCACAUUCACAAAGUCAGUGAAACGUUACCACUGAUAGCAACAGAAAUGUGUGAUUUACACUCACACACAGAAAACGUCUCCGUUUCCACGUGCCGUGUAUAAAACACUGAUGUAUGGAUUAGAAACAACAAUCAACAGCAAAGACAGGCAUCUUUUUUUAUUGUUUAAACUAUUCAGUCGUAGUGUAUUAUUGUUUGUUUGGUGAAUCUUUGAGUUUUUAUGACAGUGAAGUCAAUCAACCAGUUGCAUUUUUGAAUGAAGUUGAGAUGCAGUUGUUAGUUUGUCUAAAUGUGUCACAAACUGUCUGCCACACAAGAAUGUACAGAUGGUACAGCUUAAACUCUCCUACUGUUUAUGAACCCCCAAAAUCUUUGCUGUGCAUUGAAAAUCUCAGAAGAGCUGAUGUGAAAAGAAAAGAACAUUGUAGAAAAAAAGAUCUGCAGAACUGUGUGGUGCAAUAAAGGCUGAGCCAAAUGUUUUCUUUUUUCAGUUGUGAUAUUCAUAAAAUAUUUCCCAUGUACAUUUUAAUUAUAGUAUGAAGUUAAUGACAUACUGAUUGUUAAUUACUUUAUCGCUAUUUAUUGUGGAAUAUAUUUGACCCUGUGUUUCAUAUUUGUUUAACAGUUUAAUUCAACAAACAUUAAAUAUUUGUAAUAGAAUUUACUGUGUACAUAUAUAUAUAUAUAUAUAUCUAUGUUUCAGCUGUAAUUUCUUAUACAUGUCAACCACAGACCAUGUUAUGAGAAAAUAUUUCAGAUACUUGUGGGGGACUUAGACAAGGUUUUACUUGUUGUGUUGUUAUUGUAUGAAGAAAUUUUGUAUGUCUGUGUUAUUACCAACAUUUUUUAUAUUAGAUACAAAAAGACAAUCCUAUUAUUGAUAGUUUGUGCCUUGCAGUAUUAGAAAUCUUGCACUUUAAUAUUGUGUGUGUACACCUGAAAUCGCUGAAUUUUACCUGACUUUCAUUUAACCUGCCAGGAUCCUUUUUAUUUUAUAAGAUCUUAUAUCUUAUAUCAUGUUACAGAAAAAAAUGAAAAAAAGAAAACUUGCAUUUUAUAAGUUUUGUUUGUUUGUUUCUUUUGUUUUGGGGUUUUUUUUUUUAGUCGCCAUAAAGAUCUGACAUAAAUUGCAGAUAAGCCCGUGCCCUCGCUUUGUGUUCGCUAAGAAGGCAGAUGUGCUGAGAUAAAGGAUUGUAGCCGAAAUAAGAAAAGUCCUGAGAAUCAUUUUUGUGUCUUUUAUGAUGGAAUAAAGACGGGAGAAAAGCUGUUUCAGAAA